Messenger RNA from Bombus impatiens (common eastern bumble bee), 2725 nucleotides. RefSeq names its product zinc finger protein 880-like. Bases 402 to 1271 code for a protein of 289 amino acids. Gene Ontology annotation, cellular component: nucleus. The record is from RefSeq and is a predicted model, not a curated record. The transcript has 4 exons. Gene Ontology annotation, biological process: regulation of transcription by RNA polymerase II. Lineage: Eukaryota; Metazoa; Arthropoda; Insecta; Hymenoptera; Apidae. Gene Ontology annotation, molecular function: RNA polymerase II cis-regulatory region sequence-specific DNA binding; DNA-binding transcription factor activity, RNA polymerase II-specific.
UAUUUUUUUCGACGAAUGCCUUAAAUAGCCGCCUCUUUUAAAUGCGUUAUACCUUUUCUAUUGUGUGAUCAUCGCAUCGUUACGUAUUUCGAAACGAAACUGCACUAUACAAAAGUGAUCAUGAUUGAGAGAGAUUAAUCGAGUACUUAGUUUGUUUAAUAAUAUCUUGUUAAUAAAUGAAUCAUUAAUACGUAAUCAGAGUGUACAGUUUUGUAAAAUAAAUAGCCUGUUAGAAGAAGGACUCGGAAUUUCUACAGCAGCUGAUGUGUAAAGAUGGCCAAGCUCAAUACAAACAAAUAGUGAUCAGUUAUGUGCUGAUUUCACAACUGACUGUGCACUAAGGGUAUUUUUAUAUUUAUAGACAAACGAUAAGGAUAUUUACUUUUAUGAUACGUUGAAAGAUGGCUUAUGAUCCACGUAAUAUAAAAUAUCCAUCUGAUAUGCACAACCAUCAACAUAAUCAGCCUAAUAUCACUGGAUAUACAUACUCUGGGCAUCCGGUAACUCAUGUUCAACAAACGGAUGAAAAUAGAAAUGAGAAUAAUUGUGGAAAUAAGGAGACAUGCCCUCAGAUAUCUCAUCAAUCUUCGGGUACACAGACUAUUCAAAAAGUAGAUGCAGCAACUAUGACAGAUCCCUUACAAAUAGACUUUAGACUUACUUCAGAGUACUUAGCACGAUGUUCUAGUACAUUAGGUUUACCAUAUGUAACUAAGUACGAAGAAAAUAGCAACAAUUCAACGCAUAAUUGCCAAGAAAUUCGACCAAAAAUUGAAUUUGAAGUUGAGCCACAACAUAUCAAUGGUAUGUUAAUAUAUCGUUGUCCAGAAUGUGCAUUCAGAUUUGAAGACAGAGAGGCGUUGCACGAACAUCUGGGAGAUCACAGGCAACGACCUCACAUUUGUGAUAUUUGUGGCGCAACUUUAAAACGCAAGGAACAUCUAGAUCGUCACAAACAAGGACACAACAAAGAUAGGCCUUAUCAGUGUAAUAUGUGCUGCAAAGCAUUUAAACGCAAUGAACAUCUUGCACGUCACAUGAUUAUACACUCAGGUAGCAAAAAUCAAGUUUGUACAGAAUGUGGCAAAGCUUUUUAUAGAAAGGAUCACUUAAAAAAACAUUUGCAAAGUCAUAAUAGUAGCAGAAGCAAAAAUCUAAACAGUUCGCAGAAUAAUCAGAAUAGCCAUAAUAACGGCGAAGAAGGAUUAAGUAGUUUUGCAAUGAUGAUGAGGCAGACUGGGCCACCUCCAUUUUCUAUUUUGAGAACUUAAUACAUUUUUAUCUUAAUCUUAAAACAAAGUUGUUUUGUAAUUUAGGCAAUUUAAAUUUGAGAGAUUGAUACAGCGAGCUUUAUCAGAGACACUUUCAUGACGUAACGGAAUAGUUGUUGAUGGUUCCGAAUUUUGCAAUUAUAUAUAUAUAUAUAUGUAUUAGUCUGGAAAUGCUACUUAUAACGUAGCUGAAAAACAAACAGGCUCUAAAUUAAUUCUGCAAAUUUUAUAUUUCUCUUUUUAAUAUGCCUCUAAUAUGCACAAUAUUCUUAAAGUAAGAACGUACCUGUUAAGGGCAGUUUUUUGAGAUGUAAUAUAUAUAUUUAGAUACUUUAAAUAAUUUUAUUUAAAAAAGAUAUUUAUAUAAAUUAUUCAAGCUUUUAUAUAAAUUACAACUGGGUAUAAGCCCUAGUAUCGUUGAAUUUUUUUCUUUAUAUCUUACAUUUGAUAUGAUGUUCGAAAUGUAUGGAAAGAACAAGAAUAAUGCUAGCUUAGCAAUAAAAUUUUUAGUUUCAAAUUUAAUAAAAAAAUGUUAGUAUAUUAAUUAGAUGUAUCUUACUGUGUAUUCUAAAUUAAAGCAGCCUUUGUAAGAUCAGCUUUUAAAUACUUUCAUCUUUAAGCAAAAAGAGAUGCAAAUACUCUAUAAUACCGUGCACAAACUAUUCUUGUUAUGCUCAAGAUACUGAAAGAAGAUGCGUGUUUGUUAUAUAUGAUGUGUAAAAGUGGAACGAAAAUACAUGAUUUUGUUUUCUGCUAAGAUAACGGUAUCAAUCAUCUUGGAUCAUGUGCCUAAAAGAAACAGCAUAAUAACACCUAUCUUUGCACGUAAUUAUGAGAAAGGAAUAUAAAAUCAACGUUAAGAAUAGUCUGUAAUCAAUGGAAUACAUUUUGUAGCCCUAACUGGAAAGGAACAUUGCACAAAGUACGGUUUUUAUCGAUAUUAAUUUCUCCGUUACUUUUUAUUUAUAUGCCUUUACCUUCUUUCAUGUUGUACAUUGUAAAUAUGUAGGAUUAAAGAAACUUUGAUCCAAGUUAGAGUAAGAGCAAUGUUCCUUAAUGUUUAAAGUUGAAACAGCGAUGAAUGUAAGGAUAUGUCAUGUUAAAUAAUUUAAUACUGCAGUUUACAUUGUGCGAGCGUGUCAGUAUGUUUGUACGUGUGCUAUAUAGAAAUAUAUAGAUACGCGUAUAAUAUGUAGUAAUAUGUAUUGUAUUAUAUUAAUAUGUUAUAUGUUAUACGCGUAUUUACACGUGAAAUGUUACGUCAAAUUACCCCUGUAAAUUAUGUAUUUAUAUUUAUUAAGAAGAACCGACCAUAUAUCGGCUUUACUAUAUAACGCUUCCAAAGUGUACAUAAUCGGACAUAUUACGUAAAAUAUGGUUAAAAAAAGAUCAACGUUUUGUUAUCGGUUGUAGUAGUUACAAUUAAACUAAUAAAUCAUUAUUACAUAAAAUUA